CGAGGGCGAUGAUCAAGCAUAGUUUAGAAGUAGAGGGCUUACUUGAUGCAGUGGACAUUGUUGGAACAAGUGGUGAUGGAGCAAACACUGUUAACAUUUCGACUGGAGCUUCAAUACUUGCUGGAGCUUGUGGUACCAAAAUUGCAAAGCAAGGAAAUCGUUCAAGUUCUUCAGCAUGUGGAAGUGUCGAUGUAUUAGAAGAGUUGGGGAUAGUUAUCGACCUGGAACCUGAGGUUUUCCAAGAUUUCAUAGUGAGCCCACCUUUGCAUGCCUUCAAACAAUAGACCCACUCAAAUAUUGUCUUUCCUUAGUAUGUUCUGGU
Molecule: messenger RNA, 322 nt
Organism: Humulus lupulus (European hop)
Lineage: Eukaryota; Viridiplantae; Streptophyta; Magnoliopsida; Rosales; Cannabaceae
Product: anthranilate phosphoribosyltransferase, chloroplastic-like
Exons: 3
Coding region: 9-284 (91 amino acids)
Biological process (GO): L-tryptophan biosynthetic process
Cellular component (GO): cytosol
Molecular function (GO): anthranilate phosphoribosyltransferase activity
Source: RefSeq, a predicted model, not a curated record